This is a messenger RNA of Sciurus carolinensis (gray squirrel), 1520 nucleotides long. It is a transcript of the gene Klrg1, whose product is annotated as killer cell lectin like receptor G1. The record is from RefSeq and is a predicted model, not a curated record. Bases 132 to 698 code for a protein of 188 amino acids. NCBI's taxonomy places the organism in Eukaryota, Metazoa, Chordata, Mammalia, Rodentia, Sciuridae. The transcript has 5 exons.
AAAAUUACUUCUGCUUUUGUCAAGUUUUCUGCUACCAGUUUAGUGACUAGGCUAUUUCCUUACUGAUACAAAUCUUCUCAUACUUCUAUCAUUGAACUCUCUUAAGUGAAUGUGAAAGAUAUUAGGUGGAGAUGACUGACAGUGCUAUUUAUUCCGUGUUAGAAUUACCUACCACAACCCAAGUCCAGAAUGACUACAGACCCCAGCAAAAAGCUCCUUCCAGGCCUUCUCUUGCUUGCCUUGUGGCCAUAGCUCUGGGGCUUCUGAAUGCAAUUCUUACAAGUUUGCUGCUAUACCAAUGGAUUCUGUGCCAGGGGUCCAACUACUUCACUUGCGCCAGCUGUCCUAGCUGCCCAGAUCUCUGGAUGAGACAUGGUAACCAUUGUUAUUAUUUUUCAAUGAAGAAAAGGGACUGGAAUUCUAGUCUGCACUUCUGCUUAGCCAAACACUCAGAUCUCCUGAUGAUAAUGGACAACCAGGAAAUGAGCCUGCUUAAAGAUUUCAUCAGUCAGGAUUUUCACUGGAUUGGUCUGAGGAAUAAUUCUGGCUGGAGGUGGGAAGAUGGAUCAGCUUUAAACUUGUCAAGGGUUCUUUCUAAUAGCUGGGUGCAGAUGUGUGGUGCCAUCAACAAAGACGGUCUUCAAGCUUCCAGCUGUGAAGUUCCUUUGCAGUUCAUCUGUAAGAAGGUCAGACAUUGAUGCAAGGUUGCACUAUCCUGAAUCUCAGAGCUGUCGUGUAUCUUUGAAAAGAGGGAACUGGCCUUUGGGAUAUUGGGCCAGCCAUGAGUAUAUAUUUAGUGAAUGCAAGCCUGCUAAGAUAGUGGUAUUAGGCAGAAGACUAACGUGGCCUGUAGAGAUUGAUAUUGUACUGCUGGUUUCUCUCUGAGACAAUUUAAAUAUUAUGUUAACAAUGCUUAAAGAUCAUAUUUAGGCAAAUUUAUGAAAUAGGUAAAAGUUUGCUUUUAGUAGUUCUCUGUCAGCUCAUGCUGGCUCCCUCAUCCCCACACCUACCAUCUCUGUCAAAGGUAUACCUAUUUUUCCAUCAAUGACUGAAUGGAUAAAGAAAAUGUUGAAUGCAUACAUAGUGGGAAAUUAUUCAGCCAUCAAAGGAUUGAAAUUCUAUCAUUUGUAGUAACAUGGAUGAGCCUGGAGGACAUUAUGUUAAGAGAAAUAAACCAGACACAGAAAGACAAAUACCUUAUGUUCUCAUGUGUGAAAGUGAUAAAGAGUUGAUCUCAUAUUUAUGGAGAGCACAAUAGUGGUUAUCAGAGGCUGUAAAGGGAGAGGGUGGUAGAGUUUGGUUAACUGUUAUAUUGAGGAGUAAUUUCUAGUGUUCCAUAGAACAGUAGGUUGACUAGAGUUAACAAUAAUUUAUUGUGGAUUUCAAAACAGUCAGAAGAGAGACCUUUGAAUGUUUCUAAAUGUUUGAGGUGAUGGCUGUGUUGGCCUGAAUUGAGCAUUAUAUAUUUUAUGUAUGUAUUGAAAUAUCACUCUCUACCCUAUAAACAUGUACAAUUAAUA